GGGCCCAGCACCCUCGAGAGUCCGCGGAGGCGUGGCUGUGCCCUGAGAGCAGCAAGUGCGCUACCGGAGCCCCGGGACGCAAGUAGGCCUCACUCCCUACCUCCUGGGGCCUCCGGCGGUCCACCGUGAGGUGGGAACAAGCUGGACCCCGACCCAGGGGUGGGGGCGGUGCCAGAGUGCUCAGGGGACUCCGGGCGGAGGCUGCCCCAUUGGCCUGAGGGUCUGGAGCCGCCCUCCGCUAUCAGAGCCAAGCCACCACUCUUCUCUGGGGCGCAGUCCCCUGCUGUCAGAGGUUGGUCCCCUCCCUUGUUUGACAGCUCUAGCAAGGACGCGGCUCCAGGGCGAGCCAGAGGGAGUGGGAGCUCAGUUGCGGUGUCGGCACCUUCGGAUCUUAAGCAUCUGUCUGAACUUUGCGGUUGGUCGUUUGCUCUAGCGACUUAGCGCUAGAAUAAGGGCUCCGGGACCAGACCACCAAGCCUGACCAGAGAUCCUUCUGCCUCUACUGGGAUUAAAGACCUGCAUCCAACUCUGCAGCUGCCCAGUCGUGAUUUAUAUACCAUUGAGAGGAAAGAAAUUUUGAAUCUCAUGUUAAAUCUCAUUUGGGAAGAACUUAAUGGCUUGAGAUACUGUGUUGCCAAAAUUCUUUGGUCCACAUUUAAGUGGGAUGCAUCUAGCCUGGAGGUGUGAAACUUUUUAGGUACUCUGUCUGAAUUUCAUUCACUGAGAAGUUCAGGGGUUACUUUACCCUGCAAUAUAGCCACACAGCAAAAAUGUUUGCAAAACUAAAGAAGAAAAUUGCAGAAGAGACUGCUGUUGCUCAGAGGCCAGGCGGCACUGCUAGGAUUCCACGAUCUGUGAGCAAGGAGUCUGUGGCCUCUAUGGGAGCUGACUCAGGAGAUGACUUUGCUUCUGAUGGAAGCAGCUCCAGAGAAGAUCUCUCAUCCCAACUUUUGAGAAGAAAUGAACAGAUACGGAAGUUAGAAGCCAGACUCUCUGACUAUGCUGAACAGGUCCGAAACUUGCAGAAGAUAAAAGAGAAGCUUGAAAUUGCAUUAGAAAAACACCAGGAUUCUUCCAUGCGGAAAUUUCAAGAGCAGAAUGAAACAUUCCAAGCCAACAGAGCCAAAAUGGCAGAAGGACUGGCUUUGGCAUUAGCCAGGAAGGACCAGGAAUGGUCAGAAAAGAUGGACCAGCUUGAAAAGGAUAAAAGGUUUCUAACAGCUCAGCUGCAAGAAGUGAAGAACCAGAGCUUGAACCUUUUUCAAAAGAGAGAUGAAAUUGAUGAGUUAGAGGGGUUCCAGCAACAGGAAAUCAGCAAAAUAAAACACAUGCUUUUAAAAAAAGAAGAAUGCUUGGGGAAGAUGGAACAAGAAUUGGAUGCACGAACCAGGGAACUUAAUCGCACUCAGGAGGAGUUGGUGACUUCCAAUCAGUUGUCAUCUGACUUAAGCCAGCAACUAGAAGAAUUGCAGAGACACUGCUCAACGCUGGAAGAACAGAGAGAUCACGUGACAGCUUCAAAAGCAGGUGCAGAACAUAAGAUUAUAGUCCUGGAACAAAAGGAACAAGAACUCCAAGCGUUCAUCCAGCAGCUUUCCAUUGACUUACAAAAGGUCACUGCUGAAACUCAAGAAAAAGAAAAAGUCAUCACACAUUUGCAAGAAAAGGUUGUAUUCUUGGAAAAGAGACUAGAACAGAAUUUAUCAGGAGAAGAUCAUGCACAAGAACUCUUGAAAGAGAAAACAGUUGCUGAGCAGAAUCUGGAAGAUACUAGGCAGCAGCUCUUGGCUGCUAGAAGCAGCCACACCAAAGCCAUUGACCUCCUGGAGACUCAGGUGAAGGACCUAGAGCACAGUCUACAGGCUGCUGAAGAGCAGCUAAGCGAGAGCAGAGACGUUGUGGCUGCCCAGGAAGUCCAGAUCCAGAAGCUUAUCACUACAAACCAAGAGAGCAGUGUUUCCCAGCAGCAGGUUCAUGCCCUGGAGCAGCAUUUUAGGGAGCGCACCCAUGCACUGGAGACCCAGAUUGAAGCUCUGGAACAAGCACGGGUGGCCGACCAGAUAGCCUCAGAGAAUGGAAUGCAACAACUGCAGCAAGAAAAUGUGGCCCUUAAAGAAAGCAGAAAUGAAUGUGAACGUUCUUUACAACAGCACCAAUUAGAACUAAAGAAACUAAAGGAUGAAUGGAGCCAAAGAGAAAUUGUGAGUGUGGCUAUGGCUCAAGCCUUGGAGGAGGUGCGGAAACAGAGGGAAGAGUUCCAGAAACAGGCUGCUGAGCUGACAGCCAUCAUAGAAGAGAAAAAUCAGAGCCUGUGUGAAAAGGAUGAGGUGCUUCUCCAGAAGGAGCAGGAACUUCGCCAGCUGGAAAAAGGUCACAAUUCUGCCCUGCUGCAGAUGCACCAACUGCAGAGUGAACUGGCGGCCUUGAGGACCUGCAGGGCCCAGGAGGCAGUGCCAGCCACAACAGGAGAGGACCCCCUGCCACUGCAGGGCCAGGAGCCACUUAUCAUCUCAAAAGCUAUGCAGGAUUCUGAGUAUGAGCUUCCAGCUGCAGAAGGAACUCCAAAUGGUGAGGUUGGGGCCAUGGAUCUAAAGCAGCUACAGAAAGAAAAGCAGGACUUAGAGCAGCAACUUACAGAGAAAAAUAAGGUUAUGAAACAGAUGCAGCAGAGGAUGCUGGAACUUAAGAAGACUCUGCAGAAGGAGUUGAAAAUCAAACCUGACAGUGAGCUUUUUGAGGUCCGGGAGAAGACAGGCCCUGAAAUACCAAAUAUGGCCCCUUCUGUCACCAAUAAUGCUGACCUGACUGAUGCCCGAGAGAUCAACUUUGAAUACCUUAAACAUGUUGUUUUAAAAUUCAUGUCCUGUCGAGAAUCUGAGGCUUUUCAUCUCAUAAAAGCAGUAUCAGUGCUGCUGAACUUCUCACAAGAAGAGGAGAACAUGCUCAAAGAAACUCUGGAAUAUAAGAUGUCUUGGUUUGGAUCCAAACCAGCUCCCAAGGGCAGCAUCCGACCUUCUAUCUCCAACCCUCGGAUACCAUGGUCCUAGACCCACCCAAGGAUAGAGCUACAUGGGCUGACACUCUGUGAAAAGAACACUGACACACCAGACUGGGUGGGUUUUUAAUUGCUGUAACUGCAGUAUAUUUUGUACAAGUGUCUAGAGAGUUUACAAGACUUUAUUUAGGCCCACCUCCCUGCAGACUGAUAAGAACAUCAGAGGGGAGCCAAUUCUGUCAUUGUGGUCACCAAACAUGAGAAGGAAUCCUGGGCACUGCCCGGAUUUCCAGUGCUGCUAAUAUCCCAGCUCUGGCAAGCUGCAAUUAAGUCCUCUCUUAACAUUAGCACUUAAGAUUGAAGUGGCAUGUCAGGUGACAAUUAUCAAGCAGAGGUAACAGGAUUGUAGGUGGAGCUAGUCCUUGUAUAAAAAGACAACUCAAGGGUGGUCUUUGAAGUCCCCUUCCACUAGCAUGUCUGGGUUUUCAUGCAAUGCUGCCUCUCAAGAAAGUAUCAUUUCACUUUGUUUCCCCAACCUAGAACUUGAGAUGUGUCCAUCUCAUAGGUAACGGGGCCAGUGUGGACUAAUGAGUGUGCAACUUUCCAGUCCUGAGAAAACUAGCAAGCAGACGGAAUGAUCUCUACGUAUAGCACCAAAUACACUCAAUUGCCUUCUUAAUGAAUGUACUCGUCUUGGAUGGGUUGCUGGUAAACCAUUUUAAACUAUUUUUUAUAGCAAAAGUUCUUCACUAUUAUAAACAUGUUUUCUGUAUUAUAAAAUCCAUUUAAAAAAGAAAAUCAGCAUCAAGUCUUUCUAGUGCCAGGACUUGUGCCCCUUUGUAAUUUUGCUUGCCUUCUAUGGCACCUGCUCUCUGAAGCAAUGGAGGAGUUUCUCUGGCUUUGCUCUGAAUUCUGUCACAUUACCACUGAGCACAUGCCAAUCACACUCUUUCUACUUAGGAACAACCUGCUGAAUUCAAUGGAAGCAGGCUCUCCCUCCCCUAGCCCCAGUAUUUCGAUGACACUACAUUCAUACAUGGCACCCAGAAAGCCCAGCUGGCUGCUGCACUUAACAGCACACAUGCCUCAGUUUUAGCUGAUAGAAACUUAGUCAGAAUGCAAGGGAAACCAUUUGACUGAGUUUGAUGAAAGUUUCAUUAGCAAAUAAACUAAUAAUUGGAGCUUCUAAAGUAACCACUGAUCUAGGUAAAUCUAUGUUCUUCAGCUUAAAGUCAACUUAUGUAUGUACAUACAUAUAAUAUGUCAUACAGAAAUCCAAGUAUUUGCAGCAUUUGCCUUCUAAAUCAGGAUGGCAUUGCUUUGGCUGUUGCCCUUUAGGAUGCCUCUUCCCAUUUAGUGGGUACAUGAAACCAGAGUCACUGGUAAAGUUAUAUGACUUUACCACCAAGUAUGAUUCCUUCCCCUCCUCCUGUCCCAGGUAAGAAACCCCAGGACUGAGCAGUACACAGCCUUUCAGAGGCAGCUGCAGAAGCCUUCUACACCUGAGGUUUCUCAGGCCCUUGAGCUGGUCUCUCACACACAUGCACAUACACACAUACCGUGUGGCUGUGGGGCCCACUCAUUUAGAAUGGCUUUCCUGCUGCAUGUUGAGCUCCUCCAGCACUAGAAGUGUGCAGUAGCUAUUCCACAUGGCUUGAUGCACUUUACUUCUGUAAACUUUGGUGAUGAGACAGUAUGUGUAGCACUGGACGGUGAUGAUCUUACUACAAUGUAAAUAAGGAUGGUAUUAUCUGAAAACUGCUGUAACAGAGUCAUUUGUGGUGCAAUACUUUUUGAUUAAAGCUCUUCAAGAUGCAA
Messenger RNA from Psammomys obesus (fat sand rat), 4813 nucleotides. It is a transcript of the gene Golga1, whose product is annotated as golgin A1. NCBI's taxonomy places the organism in Eukaryota, Metazoa, Chordata, Mammalia, Rodentia, Muridae. The coding region runs from base 771 to 3047 and encodes 758 amino acids. Gene Ontology annotation, cellular component: Golgi apparatus. The transcript has 23 exons. The record is from RefSeq and is a predicted model, not a curated record.